Messenger RNA from Coregonus sp. 'balchen', 15966 nucleotides. The record is from the annotation of a GenBank genome assembly. NCBI's taxonomy places the organism in Eukaryota, Metazoa, Chordata, Actinopteri, Salmoniformes, Salmonidae.
GGCACAAGUGCAGAACAGGACAAUCGCUUCAGCAACAAGCAGAAGAAACUUCUAAAGCAACUGAAAUUUGCAGAAUGUCUGGAAAAGAAGGUAUGAUAAACAACAAACUAGCAUCAAAGCACAUCUUCUAAUUGAAUUGAAAUGCCCCCACAAGUAAAUAUGGUAAAAUAAUGGCGUAACAGAAUGGCACCGGAGGAGAUGGCUGCCGUUUUAUGGGCUCCUAACCAUUUGUGCUAUUGUGUGUUUUUUCGUACAUAAUGUUUCUGCCACCGUCUCUUAUGACCGAAAAGAGCUUCUGGAUAUCAGGACAGCGAUUAUUCACCUCGUAUUGGACAAAGAUUUUUUCUUUAACGAGUCGGACGCAAAGGAUUUUCUGCAGACACCCGACAAGGCCCAAAUCCCUGUCAUUCGCAUGUGAAAGAGAUGGAGAUGUCGGGGUGCCUUGUAAGGAUCCGACGGCGAGUGUGUAAUCUGCCUCUACCAUCAGUUUGUAUGGAUAAGAGCGUCUGCUAAAUGACUUAAAUGUGGCGCACAAUUGGUCCAGGGUAGGGGAGGGAAUGGCCGGCAGGGAUGUAGGUCGGUAACUGUAAGCCGCUCUGGAUAAGAGCGUCUGCUAAAUGACUAAAAUGUCAAUGUAAUGUAAAUCUGUCCUAUUAGCCAACGUACAAUAAUUGGAUAAAAAAAAUAGACUUAACUAAGAUCGUGGAUAUCCUACCAACGGGACAUUAAAAAUAUAAUAAUAUCUUAUGUUUCACCGAUGGAUAACAUACAGCUGGCGGGAUAUACGCUGUGUCGGCAAGCUGGAACAGCUGCCUCCGGUAAGACAAGGGGUGGCGGUCUGUAUAUAUUUGUAAACAACAGUUGGUGCAUGAAAUCUAAUAUUAAGGAAGUCUCAAGGUUUUGCUCGCCUGAGGUAGAGUAUCUCAUGGUAAGCUGUAGACCACACUAUUUACCAAGAGUGUAUUCAUCUAUAUUUUUCGUAGCUGUCUAUUUACCACCACAAACCGAUGCUGGCACUAAGACUGCAGUCAAUGAGCUGUAUAAGGCCAUAAGCAAACAGGAAAACGCUCAUCCAGAGGCGGCACUCCUAGUGGCCGGGGACUUUAAUGCAGGGAAUGUAAAUCAGUUUUACCUAAUUUCUACCAGCAUGUUAAAUGUGCAACCAGAGGAAAAUAAACUCUAGACCACCUUUACUCCACACACAGAGACGCGUACAAAGCUCUCCCUCGCCCUCCAUUUGGCAAAUCUGACCAUAACUCUGUCCUCCUGAUUCCUGCGGACAAGCAAAAACUAAAGCAGGAAGCACCAUUUGACUUGGUCAAUAAAUAAGUUGUCAGAUGACGCAGAUGCUAAGCUACGGGACUGUUUUGCUAGCACAGACUGGAAUAUGUUCCGGGAUUCUUCCGAUAGCAUUGAGGAGUACACCACAUCAGUCACUGGCUUCAUCAAAGGGUAGAGCUGCCGCUUUCAAGGAGCAGCACUCUAAACCGGACGCUUUAAAGAAAUCCCGCUAUGCCCUCCGACGAACCAUCAAACAGGCAAAGCGUCAUUACAGGACUAAGAUUGAAUCAUACUACACCGGCUCCGACGCUCAUCGGAUGUGGCAGGGCUUGCAAACGAUUGCAGACUACAAAGGGAAGCACAGCUGCGAGCUGCCCAGUGACAUGAGCCUACCAGGCGAGCUAAAUUAUUUAUAUGUUCGCUUCGAGGCAAGCAACGCUGAAGCAUGCAUGAGAGCAUCAGCUGUUCCGGAUGACUGUGUGAUCACGCUCUCCGUAGCCGAUGUGAGUAAGACCUUUAAACAGGUCAACAUUCACAAGGCCGCAGGGCCAGACGGAUUACCAGGAAGUGUACUCCGAGCAUGCGCUGACCAACUGGCAAGUGUCUUCACUGACAUUUUCAACCUGUCCCUGACUGAGUCUGUAAUACCAACAUGUUUCAAGCAGACCACCGUAGUCCCUGUGCCCAGGAACACUAAGGUAACCUGCCUAAAUGACUACCGAACCGUAGCACUCACGUCUGUAGCCAUGAAGUGCUUUGAAAGGCUGGUCAUGGCUCACAUCAACACCAUUAUCUCAGAAACCCGCCCCGACAGAUCCACAGAUGAUUCAAUCUCUAUUGCACUCCACACUACCCUUUCCCACCUGGACAAGAGGAACACCUACGUGAGAAUGCUGUUCAUUGACUAUAGCUCAGCGUUCAACACCAUAGUGCCCUCAAAGCUCAUCACUAAGCUAAGGACCCUGGGACUAAACACCUCCCUCUGCAACUGGAUCCCGGACUUCCUGACGGGCUGCCCCAAGGUGGUAAGGGUAGGUAACAACAUCUGCCACGCUGAUCCUCAACACGGGGGACCCUCAGGGCUGCGUGCUCAGUCCUCUCCUGUACUCCCUGUUCACCCAUGACUGCAUGGCCAGGCACGACUCCCAACACCAUCAAGUUUGCUGACUACACAACAGUGGUAGGCCUGAUCACCGACAACGAUGAGACAGCCUAUAGGGAGGAGGUCAGAGACCUGGCCGUGUGGCGCCAGGAUAACAAUCUCUCCCUCAACGUGAUCAAGACAAAGGAGAUGAUUGUGGACUACAGGAAAAGGACAGAGCACGCCCCCAUUCUCAUCGACGGGGCUGUAGUGUAGCAGGUUGAGAGCUUCAAGUUCCUUGGUGUCCACAUCACCAACAAACUAUCAUGAUCCAAACACACCAAGACCGUCGUGAAGAGGGCAUGACAAAGCCUAUUCCCCCUCAGGAGACUGAAAAGAUUUGACAUGGGUCCUCAGAUCCUCAAAAGGUUCUACAGCUGCACCAUCGAGAGCAUCGUGACUGGUUGCAUCACUGCCUGGUAUGGCAACUGCUCGGCCUCCGACCGCAAGGCACUACAGAGGGUAGUGUGUACGGCCCAGUACAUCACUGGGGCCAAGCUUCCUGCCAUCCAGUACCUCUAUACCAGGCGGUGUCAGAGGAAGGCCCUAAAAAUUGCCAAAGACUCCAGCCACCCUAGUCAUAGACUGUUCUCUCUGCUGCUGCACGGCUUCUUAACAGCUUCUACCCCGAAGCCAUAAGACUCCUGAACAGCUAAUCAAAUGGCUACCCGGGCUAUUUGCAUUGUUCCCCCCCUCUUUUACACUGCUGCUACUCUGUUUAUUAUCUAUGCAUAGUCACUUUAACUCUACCUACAUGUACAUAUUACCUUAAUUACCUCGACUAACCUGUGCCCCUGCACAUUGACUCUGUACCGGUACCCCCUGUAUAUAGCCUCACUAUUGUUAUUUUACUGCUGCUCUUUAACUAUUUGUUACUUUUUAUUUCUUAUUUUUUUAUUAAAUGUUUUUUAGUUUUUUUUUAUGGUAUUCUUUCUUAAAAUUGCAUUGUUGGUUAAGGGCUUGUAAGUAAGAAUUUCGCUAAGGUCUACACAUGUUGUAUUCGUCGCAUGUGACAAAUAAAAUUGGAUUUAAUAGGCAUAACUUCUGUAUUGCCUAAUUUGGUUUAAAGGGAUACUUCAGGAUUUUGGCAAUUAAGCCCUUUAUCUACUUCCCCAGAGUCAGAUGAACUCAUCGAUGCCAUUUUUAGGUCUCUGUGUGCAGUUUGAAGGAAGUUGCUAAAUAGUGCUAGUGCAAUUGCUAACUAGCGUUAGCGCAAUGACUGGAAGUCUAUGGUAUCAUGCUAACAUACCCAUAGACUUCCAGUCAUUGCGCUAAUGCUAGUUAGUUAUUGGCUCACGAAACUACCUCAAACUUCCUUCAUACUGGACACAGAGAUAUAAAAAUGGAAUCCAGAAGUUCAUCUGACUGGAGAAGUAGAUAAAGGGCCUCAUUGCCAAAAUCUCUACGUAUCCCUUUAAGUGUGCAAUGGGUUGAAGUUAGGAAUGUGUUUGAACUUCUUCCUGAUUCUUCCUCCCCUAGGUGGAUAUGACCAAGGUGAACCUGGAGGUCGUCAAACCUUGGAUCACUCAGCGAGUGACUGAGGUCCUGGGGUUCGAGGAUGACGUCGUCAUAGAAUUUAUAUUUAACCAGCUGGAAGAAAAGGUAAUACUAUUGACUCCAAUUCCUCCCUGUUCUUGUAAUUCAGAUGUGAUUUAUAUUAACUUAAUAUAAGGCAAAGAGGUUUAUUUAACAGAAAGUGUAUUGAUAAGAAGGGACACAAUAUAAAUGCAGAUGGGGCAAGCGCGACCACCGGUGUCCAGUAUACAUCAUUUUUGAAUGACCCAACGUUUUUGCUGUGAUAUGUGACGAAGUGCCUUUGUGCCACAGUUUUCUAAUGAUGAUGUGAUUUAUGAUUCAAAAGGCCUGAACCAAUAUGGAUGUUAUACCUUGCAUCAGAAGUAUAGCACCAACACCUUAUUAGCUCUCUGCUGAGCCCAAAGUGUCACUGAGCCCAACUCUCCCUGAUGCAGUGUGUGGUUUGAGGUGAGUUAUGGUCAGGGAUCAACAUGCUAGUGAUAGAAACACUUGGAUAAUGCCAUGCCAUUUUCUCCAUAUACUUUUGAAUUGCACCACUAGUUUUUCUUUAUCUCCUCUGUAUCCUGUCUUUGGAGGGUGCUAAAAUUGACAGAAUACAGUUGAACUGUUAGGCUAUUGAUUCUCAUUUAAUUAGUUUAGACAAAAAUUACAUCAGUAGUAUCUUCAAUCUGGGCUGUGGCAAAACUGUGCUUUAAACAUUAUUACCAAGCCCACUAAGUGAUUUUGGUGAAUAUUACCAUGCACAUGGACGCUGUUCUGCAUAAAUAAGUUACAUCAGUGUACUAGUUGUCCAAGGUUUCCUUCCAGUUUGUUACAUUUCAUUUCCCCCUCCUUGAAAUUGCCCUCAAUUUGGAAAAUCCAAUCUCAUGGGUAAAAUUAUACUCAUGCGUUCUACCACUCAUACCACAUUUCCCCCCGCUUAACUAGCAUUUGGCCUAUAAAACAUGACUUCAAGGGGAAAUUAGAUUUAAUAAACUGGAUGAAACCUCAGAUAUAGAAAAAGGAAAUGUUCAAGGUUAUUGAUAGCCUUAUAGUUAAUCAACAACUGUUUUUUAAUGAACAAAUGUAUGACUCCCAACAACCCUAGGAUGCUUUAUAUUCAUACAAAGGUGUUACUGGAAUCCUGUAAGUUAUCUUACUAUCUGUUUUAGUGAACCUAGCCUAAUACUGGGAGGGAAAAUACAUUCAGCAACCGCAUACCAUAUCAUUUCUGUGCUGUUAUCUUUUGGAGGUGGGUUUUAAGCUAAAUGCUUUAACAGCACAGCAAUGAUAAGAAAAGUCCUUAUUCAUCAUUAUUUGUGAGCUAAAGGGGUAUCUAACUUUUUAAUUCUUGACCUACAUGUUGAAAUAAAACCCCUUUCAAAUGUUUUGUGCACUCAUUAUUGCUUGUUCGUCUCUUACAAUUUAGAUAAAUGAUAUAACAAUAAACUCAAGGUGGUUGAGUCUCAAGCAGUAGGGCGGCGGAAGCAAGCCAAGGGAGCGUCUCUUUCUGCAGGAGACUCGGGCGCUCCAUACCCACUGAUCCUGCGGGACACGCUGAAGACACCGGGACUGUACUUGCAGUGUUGGGUUUUGAUGCACUCUGUUUUGUGGAUAUCUGUUAAUCUCUCAAAGAGUAGACUUGGGAGACAGAGAACAACAGGGCAGGGAAACUAGUGGGGGGACUGGCAGGGAAAGAUAUCUGGUCAGUUAUUUUCCAUCAUGAUUGAUGAAAAUAUUAGUGAUGGAUGGGAGAUUUAUUCAUCAGAAUAUUUUAUGAUGGGUAACUCUGCCUUAAUGCAUGUAGUGGGGGUGCUUAUACAUGGAUGAUGUACUAGUUUUGUCUCCCCUCAGCUAUUCUCAGUUUCAGGUUUAAAUUACCUAACUAAUGGGGUGGUGAGAGAGAAUUUGAAUUGCACCAUUUUAUCACAGCCUCAACAGAACAAAGGUUAGGUUGCAAUGAAGCAGUCUGUGUUGGGGCCCAGGGGUCAUACUGUAGCUAUUGUCUUUUGUUAUGAAGAUGGCUGCUAUUAUUUAGCAGGCAGGUAUAGCUUAGUGAGGAAACAAAGGGGGAGGCAGUCGCUGAGCGAGACCCCCCCCCCCCCCCCCCCCCCACCCCCUUUCACUCUUGUGAGUUCUCCCUCCAUGUUAAAUUGGUGUGUUGUCUUUCUCUCCCCCUUGGUGUGUGUGUUGCAGCACCCGGACAGUAAGAUGAUGCAGAUCAACCUGACGGGCUUCCUGAAUGGGAAGAAUGCCAGAGAGUUCAUGAGGGACCUGUGGCCUCUGCUGCUCAGCGCUCAGGACAACAUCGCCGGUAUCCCCUCCGCCUUCCUAGAGCAGAAAAAAGAGGAGAUCAAACAGAGACAGGUAAGCAACCAGACACAAUCUCACAAUCACCACAUUGUCAGGCACAUGUAUUUGUACUAGGGCUGAAUGAUUGGGACAAAUUGUCAUUUUCUUUUUGCUAGAUAUUGACAUUUUCUAACACUUGUGAAAACUUGGUAAUUCCACCAGACAUGGUUAAAACAAGUGUCAGGGUAGAGAACAUCACUUCUAAAAUGAGAUCAUAUUUAUUAAUACGUACUGUGCUAACUAAACACAAAACCAAAUGAAACAUAUUUUCCAUCAUUGUUAUACUUAUGAUAAUAGAUAGGAUCAUUACACCUACAUAUUAACAUUAAUUUUAAACAUGAGCAUCAAAAUAAAGUGUGCUUUAAGUGCAGCACUUAUUCAUUAAUUAACAUGAUUUCCAAUUUUACCAUUAAAUAAAUAAUGAACUUAAAUAACAUAAGUUAAUUAUUUAUUCAGGCAGCCGUAGGCAAUGUGUAGCCUGUGUCCAAAACAUUUGGAGUCUGGUUCAGUCAUUCUACGCGAUGGCCUUGACAACGUGUGCGCUGUUAUCGUUAUGCACACUUGCUGCUCCUCAUUCAGUCCCCAGGCGGCUAAAGCUUCUUACAUAAUAAACAUAAUAUGCCAUUUAGCAGACGCUUUUAUCCAAAGCGACUUACAGUCAUGCGUGCAUACAUUUUUUGUGUAUGGGUGGUCCCGGGGAUCGAACCCACUACCUUGACGUUACAAGCGCCGUGCUCUACCAGCUGAGCUACAGAGCGAUGUUUUGUCCCGUGUGAUCUCCGGGGAAGUAGCCUAUGAUGUUUGCAAGCAAAGACCUUAAGUUGAAACUCCUUUUCAAGAAAGUGUACUGUCAAACGAAUGUAGGGCUCAGUUCAACUACGAAUGGUCUGUUGUAAUCGCAUAAUAAUCAACAUGUGUGCGCUCUGUUUCAACUUCUCGCUUCAAAUUGUUAUACAGUGUUGGGAUGGAGACUUGGGAGAAAUAUGUACGAGAUGGAAUCUUGUAUCUCCUGUCCAGCUUGUUAAUCACCUUGAAGCCGUCUUUGCUGACUGUAAAUAGGAAUCAUGUCUUUGUCUAUGAGAUAGCCUCAGUAAUUUAUAUCACCUAUGGGGCUGCGGCAGGGUUUCCGUUAACCGGUUAAUGCCGGCUUUUGGCCUAUAAAAAAAAUGAAAAGCCAAUAAAUACAACUGUUGCCGUCCAAAUUGUCUGGCAGAAAUAAAAAAAAUCCAUUGCAAAAUAAUGCUUUUUAUUCGUUGAUGGAAAUACCAGUCGAUGUGCUCCAACUUCAAAGGCAAAUAAAUCGUCAAGCUCCUUGGAAAUUACUGUCUGGCUCAGGCUGACCUAUUUUACUGUCUUUCUAUUAUUACUCACGCAAAAGACGUGAGGUCUUCAUGAGGGACUUCAGCUUAAUGUACCCUGAAAAAUUGUGUUGAUUAUCCCUGUUUCCGUUGUGCCCGCCGAGAGGGGAUUCUUUCUCCAAAACAGAGUAAAGACGUCCUCAAGAUCGCUCCUUCUUGAGAACAAAGUAACGAGGCUCUUGUGCGUCGCAAACUGCUCCGAGGAGUUGCACACUUUUAACUUCCCAACAGCAGCGGCUCACUUUGAGCAGGCCAAGGUCUGCUGCAAACGCAAGUAAAUUAUAGCGAAAUUAUUUUUGUCAGGCCUGGUCCUAGCAGUUCUGCUGCCGCCCUAGGCAAAAUGAACAUAUGCUGCCUUUGUCAUGUAUAGUAUGAAGAUUUGGUAAUUAUGUGUAUCAUGCACUAUUGGUGCAUUUUAGUUGAGCUUAUUCAGUUGCACUUGGAAACUAAACAUGGUUGCCAACUAUUCACAUCGGAGUUACAAUGUUGCAAUCACUAGGCAGCCAACUGCCUAUAGUCGAAAACAGAGUUAUCAAUAAGCCACGUAUAUCACACAUGACACGAGCCAUGACCCCAUGAUAGUUCAAAUUACAAUAAAAAUAACAUUAACAGCAGCCAGUAGAACUAAAAAGAGUGAGGUAAUUUGAGCUUUGGAAACGAGUGCUUUUAUAAAUGCAUGGUGCGGGCCUCGUUUCAGCCUUAACUAAUGUUUAUUUCCGUAUCAAAUUUGAUAGUCCAACAUCAGUUUUAUAAUUUCUUCAUUUUGUGGCUGCCUCGAGUGACCUCUUUCCACUGCUGUGGUGCUGAAUCGCACCGGUAGUGAGGCGGGCCGGCCCGGUCAUGGCUAGACGGGAUCCAGCUUUUGUCAAAUUAAUGUCAAAAGUAGAUUUUUUUAGCUAACCCUUUUCCUAAUUCUCCUAACCUGCUACAUUCAGCUAACCUGCUACUAAAAGUCAAGUCUGACGUUCAUUUGACAAAAGCUGGAUCUCUUCUAGCCGUGACCGACCGGCCCUGGUGUUCGUAGACAGACAUGUUUUGUUAUUUAUUAGGCCUAAAUAAAAUGGUCAUGCCUAGGCUAAAUUAAAUUAGAGGCCUAGAUUGUAUUUGAAAACAGCUGUUUUAUUUGUUAGUUAACAUUUUCAUACAAGUAAACUAUAGGACAGGUCAUUCGCAAAUUAUAUUAUACAAAUAUAUUUUGAGGUUGUUUUAUUACUGUGCAGGCGACUUGUUCUUCUAGGCUAAAUGUUUUUUAAAAAUAUUAAUUUAGGAUUUAUAGCAGGGAUGAAGAUGCAACGGGCUAUGUUUUGCUUUUCAAUAAAACCUGUCAUUUUGUUAUAAGAACAUCGUUCUACUUUAUUUUAUUACACCUUUACAGGAUAAUUUCCAUUCUGUUAAGAUGAAUUACAAUAAUCUAAAUGUGAUUUUGAGCACCGUGGGUGGACGCCCUAAUGCUUUAAGCACCCAAUGCAUGGAUGUCCGGUAAAUUUAAAAUGUUGCGAUUUGCAUUGUCCGGUGCCAAAUUUUACUAGCGUAAACCCUGGUCUGCAGGAUGUUUUUUCGUUAGUGCUAGCAGCACGCAUGUUUCCAACACACUUUGGAGGUGAAGCCCUUUCUCUCCUCACCAGCAUCUAACUGCGCUCUAAGCGGGGAUGCUUGUGAUUGACCAGCGUGUGCAUGCUAUGCAGCGAGUGAGAGCAAGCUUGUGAUUGGUCAGCAUCCUCUGUGCAUGUAGAGCGUGAAUGAACAGAGUAUAGUGCAUCUCAUUGGAGGAGGCACCAUAGUCUAGUUUUUGUUGCAUUAACGGAGUGUCAAAUAAAGAAAAUCGCAGCCUCUUGCGAUAUGGAUGUUGCACAUGUCAAUAUUGCAAUUUUGAUCUGAAUUUGAUUAAUCGUGCAGCCCUAAUUUGUACAGUGUUUUACUGCUUUGGCCUCGCAUGCUGUUGUCUGUUGCAGAUUGAGCAAGAGAAGCUUGCCUCUCUGAAGAAGAUUGAUGAUGAGAAGAAGGAAAAGGAAAACAAAGAAAACCGAGAAAGGGAGAGCCCCAGAAGGUAAGCAAGAAUCGCGUUAAAUAAAAUCCCUUGGAAGUCGACCUCAAUCAAAAUGUUAAAAGAUAGUUAAUAUGGCAUUGGCUCUUAUGUUGUUGUGGUGCAGGAGGAAGUCAAGGUCACAGUCUCCACGGCGACGAUCUCCAGUGAAGAGGGAGAGGAAGCGCAGUCACUCCCGCUCCCCGAGGCGUAAGCCCAGUCCCAGCAGCUCCCCUCCACCACCAGCUCCAGCUGUCACCCUGGUCAGUGUUACCCUGCCCCAGAGCACUGAGGAGCCCCAGCCUGAGCCAGACACCUCAGAGAGCGCCAUACCUGAGCCAGUCAUUCAGGAGGCCUCCUCCACCAGGUAAGGGAAAGGUUUGCAAUAUGCAGGGAAGUGAUUUGUCCUGAUUUGUUGAUUCAAUUUCUGACAUCAAAAUGAAAUCUAAUUUGUGGCAUGUUUUCAUUUCCCAGUGAUGUGGUGAAGCCGGACACUGUGGUUGUGGUACCUGACUCUGUGACGGAUGUCAAAGAACCCUCCCCAGAUAAGGCUCCCAAAAAGGAGAGGCCCAAGCCCAGGGAAAGGGAGAAGGAUGGCAGGAGAGAUAGGCCCCGCCACCGCUCUCGCUCCCAUUCCCGCUCCCGCAGACGACCCAGAUCACGCUCCAGAUCUUACUCCCCCCGGCGGAGGCCGAGCCCCAGGAGACGGAUGUCCCCUCGUCGUAGGAGCCCCCCCAGACGUGGCCCCCCAGGCCCCAGACACAGGCGCAGUCGCUCCCCGAUCCGCAGGUGAGUGGAGGGCCACAGAAGUGUAGCUGAGUUCAGAAGUGCCUGUCACUGAAGCUGUCAUUAACAGCCCUUUGGGAUUAACUAGCUACCUUACCAAACAGCAUGUGAUCCUGAGUUGUGGUUGAUUUGUGCUCUCUCCCCUAGGCGGCGCUCUCGCUCCCCAUCAUCCUCUGGGAGCAGCUCCACGUCUCGCUCACCUCAUAAGAAGGCAAUGAAGAGAACGUCGACCACACCACCCAGGAAACAGCCCCGCGGCCAUGCAGCUGACCCCUCCCUCAGCCCCUCCAGGAGAAGAGCCCCCAAUGGCAGCCCCUCUGGGAAGACACAACGCUCUGCCUCCCCUCGGGCCAGAAAGGGCCGGGCCUCAGCCUCCCCAUCCAGAUCAGCUGGUAUGUUAGCUCUACUUACUUUUCUCCAUUCCAUAAUGAACAAAAAUAUAAACGCAACAAGUAUAGUGUUGGUCACAUUUUUCAUGGGCUGAAAUAAAAGAUCCCUGAAUUUUUCCAUACGCACAAAAAGCUUAUUUAACAUUUUGUGCACAAAUUACUUUACAUCGCUGUUAGUGAGCGUUUCUCCUUUGCCAAGAUAAUCCAUCCACCUGACAACUGUGGCAUAUCAGGAAGAUGAUUAAACAGCAUUGUCAUUACACAGCUGCACCUUGUGCUGAGGACAAUAAAAGGCCACUCUAAAAUGUGCAGUUUUUUACAUUUGUCAUUUAGCAGAUGCUCUUAUCCAGAGCGACUUACAAAUUGGUUUGUCACACAACACAAUUCCACAGAUGUUUAAAGUGUUGAGGGAGCCUGCAAUUGGCAUGCUGACUGCCAAAAUCUCCACCAGAGCUGUUGCCAGAGAAUUGAAUGUUCAUUUCUCUACCAUAAGUCGCCUCACACGUCGUUUUAGAGAAUUUGGCAGUACGUCCAACCAGCCUCAAAACUGCAGCCCACGUGUGACCACGCCAGCCCAGGACCUCCACAUCCGGCUUCUGCAUAAGCUGUCAGAAACCGUCUCAGGGAAGCUCAUCUGCGUACUCGUUGUUCUCACCAGGGUCUUGACCUGACUGCAGUUCGGCGUCGUAACCGACUUCAGUGGGCAAAUGCUCACCUUCGAUGGCUACUGGCAUGCUGGAGAAGUGUGCUCUUCACGGAUUAAUCCCGGUUUCAACUGUACCGGACAGAUGGCAAACGGCGUGUAAGGCGUUGUCUGGGCGAGUGGUUUGCUGAUGUCAACGUUGUGAACAGAGUGCCCCAUUGUGGGGUUAUGGUAUGGGCAGGCAUAAGCUACGGGCAACGAACACAAUUGCAUUUUAUCAAUGGCAAUUUCAAUGCACAGAGAUAGAUACCACGACGAGAUCCGCGUUAGGAAGAGGGUGGGAAAGUAGAUCCUAUUACAUUUACAUUUUAGUCAUUUAGCAGACGCUCUUAUCCAGAGCGACUUACAGUUAGUGAGUGCAUACAUUUUCAUACUGGCCCCCCGUGGGAAACGAACCCACAUCCCUGGUAUUGCAAGCGCCAUGCUCUACCAACUAGUUACAUAGGUCCCCUGUAGCUCCAAGUCUGGGCACCCCUGCUAUACGUGCUUGUUUUGUCACACAAACUGAAAUUAGGCGAGCUAUUCACAUUUUAGCAACCAGGAAAUGACUGAGCGAUUUCUGCAUAGUGCAGCUUUAAACAGAAAAUCUACUCAAACUGUCUUUUGGUAUUUUUUAAUUAGUCCACUGUUGAUACAGUCCCAAAUGUUUUGCAUGUCAGCAGUCAAGUUUUCAAGAUACUGGAAUUGGAUAUUGGCAUUUUGCAUUAUCAUGAUGUGGCCGGUGACACAUUUUAUUCUUAAGUCCAAUAACUUGACUGCUGACAUGCAAAACAUUUUAGGACUGUAUCAACAGUGGUCUGUAGUGAACUCAGCCCUAUGUAACUUCCUCACCUUUACAUACACCCUUCCUCUAAAAGAGCAUCCAGGAAUGUCUAAACAAUCAGUGACCUGGAAACUAUUUACAUUACUUCAUCUCAAAUCCUAGGCAGGCCUAAUUUCAGAAGUGGAACACUUUGAGAGGCCUUACUGGCAGGCCUUGACUAAUGGAAACUGCUGAAUCAUAAACCUCUUUUCAGGCUGCAGCAAACAUCCUCUUCAAGCAUGAUUUAUCACUCUUACUACUAGUGUUAUACAAGCAUUUAUAUUUGUGAAUGAGUAUUCUUGCUGGAAAUAUUCUGGCACCUAAAACAUCUUUUUGCUUUUCAGGUUCAAAGAAGAAACCAGGAACGAGGAACGAUUCACCGUCUCCUGUUCCAAAACCCAGGCAGUCCGAGGCAUCAGAGUCAGGUGAGUCUGCCUUCUAGUGCCUGUCUUUGUGUGUCGUUCUGGUGUGAUGCACCGUGGGUGUGGGUGGAUGUUUGUGUUUAGCUGUUUUCUCUAGCACUGAACGGAGACUCACUGCUUUGCGUUUCAGAGGGGGCUACAGCAGAUUCUGUGCAGCAGCGACGUCAGUAUCGCAGGCAGAAUCGGGAAACGUCUUCAGGUUACAAGCGUUUUUUAUUUUGUGUUCCCCACCUCAGCCCAUCUUUUUUUCUAACCCACUGUGUCCGUCUCGUCUUGCACCCUCGUCUCGUGGAUCUUGAAGCUGUGCCUUAAUCCCCAUCCACAUGUUGCUACUGGGAAAUGACGUGUACUGUCUUCUUUCGGAUUGGUAACAGAGGCUGGAUCAUCAUCCUCCUCGGAGGAUGAGGGGUCCAAGAGGCCGGGCGGCGGGCCAGUGGCGAGGAACGGGGAUGUCAGGAGGAGGCGCAGUCACUCCCCCUCCUCCCCCAGGAGACGACACAGGGACGGCUCCCCCAGGUCAGCUACAGACAGUUCUCUCAUGCAGUCAUGAUUAUAGAUUUUGGACGUUUUGCCUAUACCAACAAGACACACACACACUGUCCCACAUCAUGCAUUCCUCAUGUAAAUCUUUGUUUUCCCUCUACAGAAAAAGACGCUCCCCUUCCCCUGGAGGACGCAGAUCUCCCCCAAGACGUCGCAGAUCUCCCUCUCCUCCUCCUAGGCGCAGGUAAAAGCCUUAUGCCUCUUCUUUCUUUGGGGGGGGGGGAAUUCCCUCAUUACUGAGAAUUCUCCAGAAUUCAGUGCACCACACCUGAGAUUCAAAGAAUAACUUGUCUCAUAUGUCCUCUUUGUUUCCCCAGGUCUCCCUCUCCACUGCCUCGCAGACGCUCCCCCUCCCCCAGACGGUACUCUCCCCCCAUCCAGCGGCGAUACAGCCCCACUCCCCAGGGCCCACAGAAAAGAAGGCUGUCAGGGUCUCCCUCUCCCAAACGCCUAUCCCCGGUGCCCAAGCGCCGUCCCUCCAGGUCCCCUAAACGCAGGAGUCCCCCUCCCCAAAAGAGACGUACACCUCCCUCAUCCACCUCUCCCCCCAGACACAGGAAGAGCCCCAUGCUCCCAUCCAACCGACCAGGCCGGGACACUCGCUCCCCCCCUCCUGCUCACAGUAACCGCCUGUCCCCUUCCCCUGCCAACCGUGGCCGAGCCAGUCCUCAAGGGCGCUUUGACACCUCUCCACCUGGCCAGAGGCGCCAGGCGUCCCCCUCACACAGCAACAGGGCAAUCCGCAGGGUGUCCCGGACACCAGAGCCCCGCAAGAACCAGAGGUAAGCAGGCUCUAAUUGGUCUUAUUAAAGCAAAAGCUUCUGCUGCACAACAAUAACUCACACCACUAUUUUUAGAUGUACACUGAGUGUACAAAACAUUAGGAACACCUUUCUAAUAUUGAGCUGCAGCCCCUUUUGUCCUCAGAACAGAGUCAAUCGUUGGGGCAUGGACUCUACAAGGUGUUGAAAGCAUUCCACAGGGAUGCUGGCCCAUGUUGACUCUAAUGCUUCCCACAGUUGUCAAGUUGGCUUGGAUGUCGUUUGGUUGAUGUAUCAUUCUUGAUACACAUGGGAAACUGUUGAGCGUGAAAAACCCAGCAGCGUUGCAGUUCUUGACACACUCAAACCGAUGCGCCACACCUACCAUACCCCGUUCAAAGGCACUUAAAUCGUUUCUUGCCCAUUCACCCUCUGAAUGGCACACAUACACAGUCUAUGUCUCAAUUGUCUCAAGGCUUAAAAAUCCUUCUUUAACUUGUCUCCUCUCCAUCUACACUGAUUUUGAAGUGGAUUUAACAAGUGACAUCAAAAAGGAUCGUGGCUUUCACCUGGUCAGUCUGUCAUGGAAAGAGCAGGUCUUCCUAAUGUUUUGUACACUCAGUGUAUAUUACAGAUAUAUCACACCUUUUCUCUCCGGUUUCUCCCUAUCAGAGCCUCUAAGAGCCCCCAGCCGAUGAGGAGAGCGUCAUCAAGGUCACCAUCUGGUUCCCCUAAACCAGGAGCCCUGAAGCGGCCAGCCGCAGGGUCCCCCUCUCCAGGCCGCUCAGCCAGUGGAUCGCCAUCUGCACCGCCAGCUAAAAAGGCCAGCAGCGGUUCUGGUAGCCCUUCUCCAAACAAGGUGAGUUUAAAGCUGCUAUCUGUUAAUAGUACGACGUGAGAUGAAAUAUUCGUUUUUUGACUCAACUAAAUGGCUAGAUAGGGGAGUGUUCUCCUGUGAGUAAAAGCUGGCGUGUGUUGUGUUUCUGGGCACCAAUACCAUGAUAACUUGGUGGAAGACUGAAGUAGUUUAACCAAUGAAGUUCAUAAUGCCCUCUGCUUGGCCCAACUCACUAAAUGCAAAUUAAAUACUUAGUCACUUAGUCACUCGUGGUAUUGCUUUGUCAUCCCCAUCUCAGAAUUCUGACACCGAGGCUGGAGGAAAGAAAAACAAGAAGAAGAAGAAGGAAAAGAAACACAAGAAGGAGAAGAAACAUAAGAAGCACAAGAAACACAAGAAGGAGAAGAGUGAUGUGCCGGUUGCUGUUGGGGACGACCAGGAGAACCUGGGGAUGGAGGGGGACGCAGACUCCAACCCAAAAAAGGUGAAGUCUACUCUUCUGAUUUACUGAGGGGUUUUAGCCUGCUUCACAUCAUCUCCGCCACUGCGCCUAGCAUCUAAGCGUUGCAUCUAUUUCAUUCAAGAUAAACAAAGUUAGACAAGGUUGUAGAAGUUGACUGGUGCACCAUCAUUUAUUGCAUGUCAUCAGCUAAUGUAUUCCUUUAUGGGGCGGCAGGUAGCUUAGUGAUUAAGAGCGUUGUGCCAGUAACCGAGAGGUCGCUGGUUCUAAUCCCCGAGCCGACUAGGUGAAAAAUCUGUCGAUGUGCCCUUGAGCAAGGCACUUAACCCUAAUUGCUCCUGUAAGUCGCUCUGGAUAAGAGCGUCUGCUAAAUGACUAAAAUGUAAAAUUAUAUUACUAUGAUGAAGCAUGCUGCAGCAUCUUACCACCUAACUUGCAACGUAACCGAAAUAUGAUAUAAUUAAUGCUACCUUUCCUUAAGGAAUCAGACAGUGAAGUAGAAGAGUGUCUCGACGACCUGGAGAAGCACCUGAGAGAGAAGGCACUGCGUUCCAUGAGGAAAGCUGGAAAGCUGUCCCCUCCACUGUCCUGA